AAACAAAACAACAACAAUCGGCGAUCAAGUUCUGGGCGAAAAGGCGCGCAAUUAAAACUAACGUUUAGUUCGCUUUUGAAUUUCUCGCCGAGCGGUUGUGGCAUCAAGGGCCCGCUGGACAAACCGGUUUUCGAACUCCUACUGAUUGAUUUUCGAAAACGUGAUUGAAAACCCAAGUGCGAAGAAGCUCCGCCACAGCCUUUAAUUGAAAAAGGGUGUCAGCAUUGGCAUAGAAACGAAGCACAAGUGCAUUUUCACCUGCGGCAGCUGAAUUGAAGAGUUCCGGACAGCUGACUACGAGUCGAUAAGGCUCAAACAUGCUGGGUCUUUUGCUGUGGAUAUUUUUCGUCGGCCUGCUGCUGUGCGCAUUCCUCUUUUCGAAGACCACCAAGGAGUUCCCCAAGUCCUGGUUCGAGUGGAAGACGGAGUUUCGGUACCAGUACCUGGGAAUCGUUGGACUCGUCCAUGAUGCCCAGUAUGCGGCGCGGGAUCGAGUGGCACUUUAUAAACAACCGGAUCGCAUUGCUGUCAUCACCGGAGGCAAUCGCGGCAUCGGACUGCGGAUCGUGGAGAAGCUGCUGGCCUGCGACAUGACUGUCGUCAUGGGCGUUCGUGAUCCCCGAGGCGCUGAGGCCGCCGUCGCAUCAAUUGUAGACCUCACAGCUACCAAGGGUAAGCUUAUCUGUGAGCAACUGGAUGUUGGGGACCUAAAGUCGGUGAAGGCCUUUGCCCAGCUCAUCAAGGAGCGGUAUUCGAAGGUGGACUUGCUGCUGAACAAUGCUGGAAUCAUGUUCGCACCCUUUAAACUCACCGCCGACGGCUACGAGUCGCACUUUGCCAUCAACUUCCUGGGUCACUUUCUGCUCACCCAUCUGCUACUUCCCCAAUUGAGGGCGGCCGGCAAGGAGGGAAAGAAUGCCAGGAUCGUGAACGUCAGUUCCUGCGUGAAUCUCAUUGGGCGCAUCAACUACAAGGACAUCAACGGAACAAAACACUACUAUCCAGGAACUGCGUACAGCCAGUCGAAGCUUGCCCAGAUUUUGUUCACCCGCCAUCUGCAGACGCUGCUGGAUGCGGAAAAGUCGCACGUGCAGGUCAACGUGGUGCAUCCGGGCAUUGUGGACACGGAUCUGUUCGAGCACUCGGCCACCACAUCGGUGCCCAUGUUCAAGAAGCUCUUCUUCAAGACCCCAGAGCGCGGAUCGCGCACCGUGGUCUUUGCGGCCAUCGACCCCUCCAUCGAGGGUCAGGGCGGCACUUACCUCUCCAACGGCGGCAAGGGUCCAUUCCAUCCGGAUGCCAAGAAGCCGGCCAAGUGCGAGCAGCUCUUCCAGUUCUCUUGCGACCUGCUGAAGAUCCAGAACUACGGAAAUGGAGAGUUCUGAAAGAACCAUUUCGUACACACCCUCUCUCACAUUCCUUCUUCUAUACUGGUGCAACGUACUUUUCUAGAUUCCGUCACUUAUUUUGUAAAUCGAUUUCUUAGAUGGCUUUGUAUAAAACACAUUUUUAUAUAGAA
Drosophila subpulchrella is the source of this 1519-nucleotide messenger RNA. Its product is annotated as dehydrogenase/reductase SDR family member on chromosome X. The transcript is spliced from 5 exons. Lineage: Eukaryota; Metazoa; Arthropoda; Insecta; Diptera; Drosophilidae. The record is from RefSeq and is a predicted model, not a curated record. The coding region runs from base 318 to 1385 and encodes 355 amino acids.